GAGAUAGAGAGAGUAAGUAGUAAUGGCGUAAGCGCGAUGAAUAAAAAGGGGCAAACGGACUGUUCGAUUUCUGAUGCAAAGGCUUGGUUGAGUGGAUUGAUUGAUUAGAAGGAAAUGGACUCCAAAUCUGUGUUCAAUGUGUUGCAAGAAGUGUUUCCUCAGAUUGAUUUGCGAAUAUUAAAAGCAGUUGCCUUUGAGCAUUCUGAUAAUGUAGAUGCUGCGAUGGAUUUUCUCAUGGACCAUGUUAUCCCAAAUAUUAAAUAUCUAGAGGAAGCACCUCGUGAAAACAUGGGAGGAGAAGAUAAAAUGCAGAAUGGGGACCACAAAUUAGAGGAACUGAACUCUUCAUCGAAGGAAUCACACUCACCUCUAUCUUCUGAAAUGAACACUGAAUCAUAUAAAGCCAAUACUUCUUAUGAUUCCCUUCAUUCCAUGCUACCACACUCGAAUAGUGUAUCUGUGGGAGCAUCUGAUAAAGGUAGAGAGGGUGAACAUCAUGAUUCGUACUUGGAGGCUGAAUCUUUUGCAAACAACGUGUUGAUCCAGGUCGAGCCAUUGCUACAUCAUGAAGAGAGGGCAGAUAACUUGGAGUCUUUAGUAUUGGAAAAGGACUUCAGUGGACUUGGCGUAGCAAGCAAGGAAUCUUCUGCUCAGGGUUCCUUGGGAAGUGAUGUUGAACUUUUGAUAUGUCACAAUAAGUUACCUCAUUCAGACAAUGAGAAUCAAUCUCCAACUAUAGCGUGCAAAUCUGGUCUUGAUAUUGAUUUGCUUGAAGAUUUUAUUGGAGAGUCUCACAAUUAUAAGGAAUUUAGUGAAAUUGGCAUCGCCACUGAAGAACCUCCACCUCAAGGUUCCUUGGGGAAUGUUGUUGCCACUGAGGAACCUCCACUUCAAGGCUCCUUGGGGAGCGAUGUUCAGAUUUUGACAUUUGACAAUGAAUUUUCUUCUGAAGGGAUAGAUAAUGAGAAUCACUCUUCAAGCGUGAGUAGCCAAUCUGCUCAUACCCCGAGUGUUGAAGAUCUUGAAGAUUUCAUUGGAGAAUCAAGGAACUAUAAGAAAACUUUGUUAGAUGCUAUGGAAUCAUUGCGUGGUUUGGUCAAAGAGGCGGAGGUUCAAGAGGAAGCCGCUGGACAAGCUAAAAAAGAAGCAGAUCAAGGGGCUCAAGAGAUCCUUACCAAAGUGGAGGAUCUUAAACAGAUGUUAUCACGUGCAAAAGAGGCUAAUGAUUUGCAUUCUGGGGAAGUUUAUGGAGAGAAAUCUAUAUUAGCCACUGAGGCACGGGAACUUCAAUCCCGUCUUUUGCAUUUGUCAGAAGAAAAAGAUAAAUUUCUUCAUGUCAUUGAUGAGAUGCGCAGCGAUCUAGAAGUGAGGAUUGCGGCUGCAAAAGAACAAAGAGUAGCCGCGGAGAGAGAAAAACAACUGAAGGAAGAUGCUGCAUCUGCUGCUCUUGCUGAACAAGAACUUAUCAUGGAGAAGGUGGUAGAGGAGUCCAAGAAACUUCAGCAAGCAGCAGAAGAAAAUUCGAAGUUACGUGAGUUCUUGAUUGACCGAGGCCGAAUAGUUGACACUCUACAAGGAGAGAUUUCAGUAAUUUGCGAGGACGUGAGUGCCCUCAAAGAAAAAUUCGAUAAGGGGCUUAAGAUAGGCGAGAUGAGUCUUAGACUGCCAAAGUCAUCAGAGGACAAGGAUGCAGUAAGUGUCCUAUCAUCUUCUACCUCAUCUAUGAGGAGCCGAUCUCUGGACUCUAGUAACUGGCGCCCCCAAUUUAACACGGUGCCUAACCGCUAUGGGCUCAGUGAGUCCUUUGAAACUGCGUCCCGAGAUUUGUCGAGCAGUCAGGAAACAAUCGAGAGCAAAAUCGACGGUGAUCAGAAGGCAAAGUCUUCCUCUGAAGAAGGAUGGCAUUUCCUAGAAGAUGAACUUACAUUUAAUUGAGUUAAUCUCAACUCUCAGUAAGAUACAGAGAUGCUUAGCUUUUAUGACUGGUGCACGUUUUUAAUCCUUUUUCCUUUUAUUUCAUGAAGUCUGGGUUCAGUUUGCAAUGGCCGAGAAUCUUCUAUCUCUUUUGUCAUGUAAAUACAAGGUCUAUUGACAGGCAUCUUAACCUGAAAAAGUUUCUGCAUAAAUGGGGAAUAUAUUUGAAUUGUUUUGCAGGUUA
This is a messenger RNA of Amborella trichopoda, 2158 nucleotides long. Its product is annotated as ELKS/Rab6-interacting/CAST family protein. Gene Ontology annotation, molecular function: ubiquitin binding. NCBI's taxonomy places the organism in Eukaryota, Viridiplantae, Streptophyta, Magnoliopsida, Amborellales, Amborellaceae. The record is from RefSeq and is a predicted model, not a curated record.